GCAAUCCACAUUUACUUUUCUCUCUUCACUUCAUUACCUUGGACUAGCUGGAGCAAGAUAAGCAGCUACCAUGCAAUCCACAUUUGUGUCUUCCGAAGAAGAAUUAUUUUUAGUGGUUUUUCUUGUCUUAAUAACUAAAUUCAAAUAACGGGGAAAAUAGAUGGUAUAUUGGCUUGAGGUAAUGCUUAUCAAUGUUGGCUUAUAAUCUCUGUGAAUCAAGGAACCCCUUUGUAGAAUAUGCAGUGCAAUAUGCUGUAGCUGCAGCCCUUGCGACAUUGGAAAAGGAUAAGAAGGAUUUGUUACACAAACUACUUUUACAAGGUCUUGACAUUACAAUCUUAGGUUGCAAUGACUUCUAUUCAUAUUGGAAUCAGGUUUUCAAUGCUUCUAGGUGGGGUUUAUCAUGUGAGAUUGGAAAAGGGAAAGUUGGCAGUGGUUUUGAUGUUAGUUCUGCAGUUUAUGGUAGUCAACGAUAUGUUCACUUUUCACCAGAAGUGCUUUCUUCUGCUCAGGUUUCUCUUUCUCUCCCUCUCUCUUUCUCUCUCUAUAUAUGCAAUUAUAUUUUGUCCUCGUAAAGUAUUAUUGAAUUCUUACCUUGCCCUUAAAGUUUAUUUUUCCCAAUUUGGUCUCUAAACUAUAUGAUCAUUCCCAAUUUGGCUCAAUUCCCAACUACCGUCCAAAUUAUUGACAUAAAUUUGCACGUGGCACUCUUUGGCCCUACAUGGCAUAUUAAAUAACCAUUCAUUUUGGUACAUGUAUGAUAGCAUUAGUGUUACACUUUGGCAUUACAAUUCAUCAAUGAUCACUGAUCAAAACAUAGCAUGAAAACAUUCAACUUGUCAGAUAUCAAGGGCUCUG
Molecule: messenger RNA, 858 nt
Organism: Camellia sinensis
Lineage: Eukaryota; Viridiplantae; Streptophyta; Magnoliopsida; Ericales; Theaceae
Source: RefSeq, a predicted model, not a curated record